AAAAAAAAUUGGAGAAACAAUAAGCAUAAAAAAAUAUUAUAUUUUGCUAUAGUUUCCGAAUAAUAUAUAUAGAGAAUAUACAUUCAGGGUUUAGGGUUCUAGCAGAUUCGCAUCCUCAACACUAUGGUUUGCCUUCUUUCUCCCAAAUCCAGCACUACGUUAUUGUCAUUCCAACACCCCGCCACCACCCUACCGCUGCAAUCUGCCAUAGAAUCAUAAUUUAUGCGCUGCAGGUCAAUUCGCUAUUCCCGAAUCAUUUAUUAACCAACAAAUUCGUCUUUUUUUCUUUUUUGUUUGUUUGUUCAAUGGCGAGAGGUCAGGCAAAGCGGCUUUUUUCCCUGUAUUCCUGUAGAAACAGCAACAUUUAUUUGGGUAGGAACUUAAUUCCUUGUCGGAAGUUCCAUCUCCGCGCGGUAGAAUCCUGCCCCAAUUCCCCGCAAGUCUCGGCACAACCGUGGCCGCCGGUACCCGUCUUCACCCAGUUCAUGAAAUUCAGCACAUUUCCAGAUUCUCACCGACAUUGGUUCUGCACCCUGUCCGAAAAUGAAAAGCCGGUCCUUGAUUCAGAGGAAAGUAUUCAACCAGAAGAGGAAUAUGGCAAAUCUGGCGAGGAAGGAAGAAUACCCGGGCCCGAAACUGAAAUUGCUGGGCAGGAAGAUCAAAGUCUGGAUUUUUCCAAUAGGGAUCCGGUACAGAUAUAUAAAGAGCUUAAGGACACCCUGCACAGCCAAAAGAAAUCUGGUGCAGAUUCCGAUGCUUUGACUGAGAUUUUGAGCUUUUUUUCCAAGUCCAGUUGGGCUACAAACCAGGCCCUUGCCAUUUAUAUCAGUGCCUCGUUUUUCCCGUCAGCAGCCCGUAAAUUCGGCAGCUUUUUCGUGAAGAGGUCCAGCAACGAUAUGGUUAACUACUUGGUGUCCCUAGGUCCCGGAGACAAGGCCGACAGAUUUCUGUUCCCGAUUUUUGUUGAAUUUUGCGUGGAGAAAUUUCCGGAUGAGAUCACAAGGUUCCGAAAAAUGGUGGACUCGGCCGACAUGACCCGGCCCCACACUUGGUUCCCUUUCGCCAGGGCCAUGAAACGUAAGAUCGUCUAUCACUGUGGCCCCACCAACAGCGGCAAGACGUACAAUGCGCUGCAGAGAUUUAUGGAGGCUAAGAAAGGCGUUUACUGCAGCCCCCUCAGGUUGCUAGCCAUGGAGGUUUUUGACAAGGUGAAUGCUUUGGGAGUUUACUGUAGCCUUCUCACCGGCCAAGAGAAGAAGGACUUCCCGUUCUCGAACCAUGUUGCUUGCACAGUUGAGAUGGUCUCGACCGAUGAAUUGUAUGAUGUGGCAGUUAUUGAUGAAAUCCAGAUGAUGGCCGAUUCUUGCCGGGGCUAUGCUUGGACGCGGGCCUUGCUCGGGCUUAAAGCCGACGAGAUCCAUUUGUGUGGGGACCCAAGUGUUCUGAAUGUGGUGAGGCGAAUUUGUUCGGAAACGGGGGACGAACUCGUGGAACAGCACUAUGAGAGGUUCAAACCUCUUGUGGUCGAGGCAAAAACCCUCUUGGGAGACUUGAAGAACGUGAAAUCGGGAGAUUGUAUCGUUGCUUUCUCGAGGAGGGAAAUAUUUGAGGUUAAAUUGGCGAUCGAGAAAUACACAAACCACCGUUGUUGUGUGAUAUAUGGGGCCCUGCCACCAGAGACUCGUCGGCAGCAGGCUUCCCUUUUUAACAAUCAAGGUAAUGAGUUUGAUGUAUUGGUUGCCAGUGAUGCUGUGGGUAUGGGUUUGAAUUUGAACAUACGUAGGAUCGUAUUCUAUAACCUGUCAAAAUAUAAUGGUGAUAAAAUGGUUUGCGUGCCGGCUUCUCAAGUGAAACAGAUAGCUGGAAGGGCAGGCCGUAGGGGGAGCCGAUAUCCAGAUGGGUUAGCCACAACGUUGCAACUGGACGAUUUAGGCUAUUUAAUUGAGUGCCUGAAAAAGCCCUUUGAAGACGUCAAGAAAGUGGGCCUCUUCCCAUUUUAUGAGCAGGUCGAGCUAUUCGCAGGCCAGCUCCCGGAUAUGAAAUUCUCCAAGCUUCUUGAGAAUUUCUCCGAGAAUUGCCGGCUAGAUGGGUCCUACUUCCUCUGCCAGCACAUGCACAUAAGGAAAAUAGCUAAUAUGUUGGAUAAGAUUGAAGGGUUGUCUUUAGAAGACCGUUUUAACUUUUGCUUUGCACCGGUAAAUAUUCGGGACCCCAAAGCAAUGUACCAUCUCCUGAGGUUUGCAUCCUCAUAUGCUCAGAAGCUUCCAGUAAAUAUAGCCAUGGGCAUGCCCAAGUGUGCAGCCCGCAAUGACUCGGAGCUUCUGGAUCUCGAGACCAGGCACCAGGUGCUUGCUAUGUAUUUGUGGCUGUCAAAUCACUUUGAGGAAGAAAGGUUUCCUUUUGUCAAGAAGGCCGAGACUAUGGCUACUGAUAUUGCAGAGCUACUGGCUAUGUCGCUUUUGAGGGCAAAUUGGAAGCCAGAAUCAAGAGGUGGACUGAAACCCAAGACGCAAGAGAACGAGGAAAAUGGUUAUCAGAGACCUAUGUCACAAAUUAAAUUACUGGAAAAAUUGUUGCGUGAUUGCCAAGUUGCUUUGAGCUCUUGGAUUUCCAUGAUUCCAUCUCGAGAUGGAAAAGGCAAGAGAAAACUCAAAAUGCACAUCAUCAAGAGGAACUUACUGCAUGAGAACAUCCUGCUUAAGAAGGUAAAUGUAGAUCUCUUGCAUCUCAGCUAUAAUUGUUGCUUCAUAACCAGGACUAUGACUCCAUUGAAGCUGGGUCUGUUUGCUCUGCUCAAUCUUGCCUUUGGAAAUGAAAAGUUGGAACAAGGUUCGCAUAGUACAGGAUGGAAGUCGAGCCUAAUGGAGCUGUCUCUGGCGGGCCUUACGGUCCUCUCAAAUUGCUCUCUUGGGGGCCAUUUGGGCCCUGACUGGGCUUCUGGACUCGCGGCUCACCGUCUGCCAGAGCAUAAGCUACUGGAGAUCGAUCUAUUUUUAAGUUCCUAUGUUUCUUGUUUGUUUGCUGUUCUGGGGUCCAGUUACAUUGUUGAGCUCUUUCUGGAGUUGAACCCCGUUUUAGCUGCUGUUGCCGAGAAUUUAGGUAAAACGACGGCCCAAGUCGCGCUUAGAUGGGGUUUGCAGAUGGGUCACAGCAUCCUUCCCAACAGCACGAGCAGUCGAGGAUUGAAGAGAAUUUGGAUGUCUUUACGUGGAGCAUUCCAGAUGAUUUGUUCGCUAAGUUUUCUGAAAUCGAGCAGGGAUGCUCCGCUGUAUUUGGAAUGGGCACCUGGUAAUAUUCUAAGUCAAACUUCAACUGUCGGUAACAAUGAAGUUGUGGAGAUGAUCGCCAAGCUUAGGACAUCAACUGUGGAGGAGAUAUUCAAUCCCAUAUCAAAAUAUCAUGUCGAGGUAUUCGCAGGCCAGCUCCCGGAUAUGAAAUUCUCCAAGCUUCUCGAGAAUUUCUCCGAGAACUGCCGGCUACAUCGGUCCUACUUCCUCUGCCAGCACAUGCACAUAAGAAAAAUAGCUAAUAUGUUAGGAUAA
This is a messenger RNA of Striga asiatica, 3542 nucleotides long. Lineage: Eukaryota; Viridiplantae; Streptophyta; Magnoliopsida; Lamiales; Orobanchaceae. The record is from the annotation of a GenBank genome assembly.